This is a messenger RNA of Ilex paraguariensis (yerba mate), 1420 nucleotides long. Lineage: Eukaryota; Viridiplantae; Streptophyta; Magnoliopsida; Aquifoliales; Aquifoliaceae. The record is from the annotation of a GenBank genome assembly.
GCUACAUUCAAACUUAGGCUCCGAAUUUGCUUCGGACAGCCGUUUGGCUUUCAGACCUCUAUCCCUCUUCUGCAGUGUUCGUUUUCCCUCCCUUUCCACUUUCAAAGCGUUUUCUGCAGCUAACAUCAUUCACGGACAAAACUAAACGAACGCACCGACGCACUAGCGCACACAGACACCUAGGGAGGGACCCCUAAAUCCAUAACUUCACACACACACAGAGUUCUGAGGAUGUCAGCAAUGGAGUGCGUCUCCGUUCUGGAUUCAGAGAACAAUGGACAAGUUGGAGAGACCCCUAAAGUGCACAAAACGACAAAGGGUUCUACUGGGAAUGUGGCAAGGAAGAAGCUUGUUGACCUAAGCAAUUUGAGGCAGCCGCCUAACCUCUCUGUCCACGCAGAGAAGUCACAGUUUGUUGCAGUUAGUACUAAAGAGUACAUUGACCAGCUAAAGAAGCUUAGUGAGGUUCUCUGAAACUGCGAUUCAGGAAAACGUGUCGCUGAUGAAACUCCUUGCAGAUAAAAACAAAAUUGUUGAAUUGAGUGGAAUCGAGUUACAGAAAUUGAGGAUCAAUUUGCAGAAAGUGCAGCAACAGAAUUUGCAGCUCGCUCAAUCCAAUAGUCAGAUGGUGGGGGAACUAAAUACAGGUAAAGAUAGGCUAAAAGCACUACUUCAUGAGCUUGGAUGCAAAAAUGGUUUGCUCAAAGUAAAAGAGUUGGCAUUAAAGGAAAAAAUGAAGGCAAAAGCAAAAACAAAAAUGUGUCAAAAGAUUGAUAGUGAGGUGGAAGCUAGCAAUUGUAAGCAGGAUCAGGAGUCCGUGGAACCAGAUAGAGAAUAUAAUAAACCUUGUACUCCCAAGCAGGGGCAGCAAUCAAAAAGUUUGGGCACUUCUACUGUCAAACAAGUUCAAGCUAAGGAGAACACUGAAAACAAAAGGCUGUGUGUGAGAAGGCAAUCUGCUAGAUUGAAAUCUGAAGAAUCAAAACCCACUGAAGACUUCUUCGAGAUAGAGGAAGCCAAAUUUCCUGUAUGUCCUUUGCAUGAUGAUCAAAUGCAGGGUGAUGUUUCAACUACCAUGCCUUCAAUAUUCAAAAAAGAAGAUAUAGAUGGCAAUUGUGCUUUUGGAAGAACAUCGAUCGGAAGGCCUGUGCGCCACGCAGCCCAGAAGAUUCAGUCAUACAAGGAAACUCCAAUCAAUGUGAAAAUGCGCAGGCCUGCAUAACCAGAUCUUUUUUGACAACAUUCUUCAUAUUGUUGGGGCGAGUUGCAGAUGAGUGCUGAAAGAAUGAAACUCUUCGUUACCUGCUCCGUUAUCUUUCUUUUAAGAAACAUUCUUGUUCUUUAUGUUCGCUCUUUUGAACCACUUGAAGUUUGGCUGCUAGUUCACUGUAAGAUUUGAAACUUGACUAGUUGACUAUAU